Neoarthrinium moseri is the source of this 687-nucleotide messenger RNA. RefSeq lists its product as uncharacterized. The record is from RefSeq and is a predicted model, not a curated record. The transcript is spliced from 2 exons. The coding region runs from base 1 to 687 and encodes 228 amino acids. Gene Ontology annotation, molecular function: acyltransferase activity, transferring groups other than amino-acyl groups. NCBI's taxonomy places the organism in Eukaryota, Fungi, Ascomycota, Sordariomycetes, Amphisphaeriales, Apiosporaceae.
AUGCCUUUUGCAGUGCUUCCAGCUCUCGUACCCGACAUAACUCCAGUAUACGAUGUGUAUUUUGAGGCGUUUAAGGGAGAGAAGAUGUUGAACUUCCUCUUUCCUGGUGGGAUCGAUCGCCAGGCGCACAAACACGGUACAACGCUCUGGUGGCACCAUGAUCAGAACGGGUACACCAUUAAAUGCGUAGAUUCUGAAAGUGGCAAGAUUGUUGGGAUGGCCACAUGGGAGGUCUUCUGGCAGCCAGGGAAAGACAGCAGGUGGAAAAAACCUGCUGGUGCUGAGUGGCUUAAAGGCGCCAACCGCAAGAAGGCUGAAUCUGUGCUUAUCCCUUCCUGGACAAUGAGAGAGAAGCUUUUUGGCGGUCAGAAGCAUAUAUACUGCAUAUCGUUGGCUACACACCCCGAAUAUCGCCGCAAAGGAAUUGGCCGGCUCCUGUUGCAAUGGGGAGUCGAUAUUGCUGAACAACUGCAAUUGCCAAUCUACCUCGAGGCCACCGUCGCAAGCGCGCCCAUGUUCGAGUCUUGUGGCUUCGACAGGUUGAAGCAUGAGGAAAUAGUCCAUGCCGCUUCUACGACAGGCGAGACAGAGGAUCUUGUGGUGCCGUUGAUGGUGAAGAUGCCAAGCAAGGCAAACGGACUGUCAUUCAAAGAAUGGUCGGCCAAGGGAUGCCCCGAGACAUAUUAG